GUCGGGCGUCUUUCUGCAGAUCUGCACUUCUCAACUCGGCACCUUGAGGAGGGGACGACUAGGUGCACUCCCGCAGGAGGACCAGACUAACCGUGCUUGGAGAAGAAAAUCCUCACCAUGGAAAAAUCAUGCCAAGAAAAGAAAGAAGAACCCCAGAGCGCUCCAAAGGCAAAUGAGGGGCAGCCUCCGAUGGAGCAGCCUCCCGAAAAGCAAAGUUCGGACGAGGAUCAGACCUCGGAGGACUGCUCCUCUGAGGAGGAGGAGGAGGAGGAAGAGGAAGAAGAGGAGGAAGAGGAAGAGGAGGAAGAGGAGGAGGAGGAGUUCUUCCCCGAGGAGCUGCUGCCUGAGCUGUUGCCGGAGCUGCUGCUGUCACAGGAGCGCCCCCAGCGGCAGUGCCUCUCUGUCAAGGCCCUGCUGGAGGAGCGGCCUCCCAUGGAGCAGCCUCCCUGCGGCGUGGGCAAACACAAGCUGGAAGAGGGAAGUUUCAAAGAGAGAUUGGCUCGUUCUCGCCCACAAUUUAGAGGGGACAUACAUGGCAGAAAUUUAAGCAAUGAGGAAAUGAUACAGGCAGCCGAUGACAUGGAAGAGAUGAAAAGAGUAAGAAACAAAUUGAUGAUAAUGCACUGGAAGGCAAAGCGGAGCCGUCCAUACCCCAUUUAAUGGGAGCUACUUUUCAUGCUGCUUUGUCUAAGAGAAUGGCCACCUGGACUCGCUUUGCAUUUUCUUCCAUGGCUUUUCCCGUUUUCUUACUUUUAACAUCUUGUGAAACUUCAUUUUAGAUGUUUGACUUAUAAGGAACAUAAAAUUCUUUCUUUUAUAACCUUCUAAAAUCAGAAUAGUGUCCAUUUGCAUGGAGAGAUGUACAUUAUAUAUUGUGAAGUGAAAAAAGCAAUUUUUAAAAAGUAUAUAUAGUAUCUCAUUUUUGUAAAAACACAUAUUUAUAUGUUAAUAUGAAAAGAAAAAACUAAAAGUAUAUACUUCAAAAGCUUAACACUGGCUAUCUGUGUAUUAAGAAAUUAGAUGAAUCUUAUUUUUACUUUCUGCUUUAUCUGAAUUCUCAUUUUUCCACACACAGUAUACUGAAAAAUGUGAAACAAUGUUGAAAGAAACCUGUUAAUUAGCCUAUAUAGAUGUGACCGGUAAUAAAUAUUUCUCAAUCCUUAAAAAAAAGAAAUGUGAAUCCCUAUUCCUUCUGAAUAGCAUAUGUAAAGAUAAAAACCACACAUUUAUU
Messenger RNA from Dipodomys ordii (Ord's kangaroo rat), 1231 nucleotides. RefSeq names its product transcription elongation factor A (SII)-like 1 (gene Tceal1). The transcript has 2 exons. NCBI's taxonomy places the organism in Eukaryota, Metazoa, Chordata, Mammalia, Rodentia, Heteromyidae. The record is from RefSeq and is a predicted model, not a curated record. Bases 118 to 660 code for a protein of 180 amino acids.